AACUCAACCGUCCGAAACCUCGGGCGAUUAGUCAAAACGUUCUCCAACAGCCUCUACAGCUCGCACAACCAACACCGGGGAAGUGCUCGCGUCACAGCCCCUGAAGCUCCGAAAACAAAGUAAAUCAAUUCAAUCAAGAAUUUCAUUUACUUGCACAUCUCUCAACAUGGCUCCUCACGGUCUCACUGAGUCCGCUCCCGCUUCUGCUUCUGCUCCUUCCUCCGGUGUUGGUUCUGCUCCUCGCGGAUCUUGCGUCAAGGUUGUCUCUGACACUUGCUCUUACGAACCUGAUCACAUUUUGUCGUCCUACACUUACGAGAACGCCCGCGUCGAAACCACCGACGAUGGCGAGUUCGUCGUCCACCCCACCAAGUCCGCUUUCACCUUCAAGACCUCCACCGAGGUUCCCAAGACUGGUCUCAUGAUCGUCGGCUGGGGUGGUAACAACGGUUCCACCUUGACCGCGACCAUCGCCGCCAACAAGAAUAACGUUACCUGGUCUACCCGCCGCGGUCUCCAAAAGUCCAACUACUACGGCUCUGUCACUCAGUCUUCCACCGUCAAGCUCGGUAUCGAUGCUAAGGGUAGGGAUGUUUACGCUCCUUUCGGUCGCGUUUUGCCCAUGGUUCACCCUAACGACCUCGUCUUGGGUGGAUGGGACAUUAACGAUGCCAACAUUGGCGACGCUAUGGAGCGCUCCAAGGUCCUCGACUACGAUCUUCAGCAGAAGGUCAAGGAGGAGCUCAAGGCGUACAAGCCCCUCCCCUCCAUCUACUACCCCGACUUCAUCGCCGCCAACCAGGGUGAGCGUGCCAACAACUUGAAGCAGGGUAUGGACAAGUGGCAGCACGUCCUCGAGAUCCAGAAGGACAUCCGCGAGUUCAAGGAGAAGAAUGGAUUGGACAAAGUUUUCGUUAUGUGGUCUGCCAACACGGAGCGUUACGCUGAGAUCAUUCCCGGCGUCAACGACACUGCUGACAACCUCCUCAAGUCUAUCAAGGAGUCUCACUCCGAGGUUGCUCCUUCUACUGUCUUCGCUGUUGCCUGUAUCUUGAUGGGUGUUGUCUUCAUCAACGGUGCUCCCCAGAACACCUUUGUCCCCGGUGCCCUCGAGCUCGCUGAGCGUGAGAAGGUCUUCAUCGGUGGUGACGACUUCAAGUCCGGUCAGACCAAGAUCAAGUCCGUCCUCGCCCAGUUCCUCGUCGACGCCGGUAUCAAGCCCCUCUCCAUCGUCUCCUACAACCACCUCGGUAACAACGACGGCUACAACCUCUCCGCCCCCCAGCAGUUCCGCUCCAAGGAGAUCUCCAAGUCUUCGGUUGUUGACGACGUCAUUGCCUCCAACCAGAUCUUGUUCAACAAGGAGGUCGGAGACAAGGUCGAUCACUGUAUCGUGAUCAAGUACGUCCCUGCCGUCGGUGACAACAAAGUCGCCAUGGACGAGUACCACUCAGAACUCAUGAUGGGCGGACGUAACAACAUCGCCAUCCACACCGUCUGCGAGGACUCCAUCCUCGCUGCUCCCCUCAUCAUCGACCUUGUCGUUGUCGCUGAACUCUUUGGCCGUGUUCAGUUCAAGAGGGAAGGAAGUGAUGAGUGGGAGGGUUUCCACUCUGUGUUGAGUGUGUUGAGUUACUGGUUGAAGGCGCCUAUCCACCGCAGGGGUGAGGAGCCGAUCAACGGAUUGAACAAGCAGAGGAUGGCAUUGGAGAACUUGUUCCGUGCGUUCCUUGGUAUGGGGCCGAACAACGAGAUGAGGCUUGAGUCUCGGGAUGGAAGAAUGAAGUGUGGUUUUGGGUAUGGGUUUGCUUUUUAG
Molecule: messenger RNA, 1816 nt
Organism: Saitoella complicata NRRL Y-17804
Lineage: Eukaryota; Fungi; Ascomycota; Saitoellomycetes; Saitoellales; Saitoellaceae
Product: Myo-inositol-1-phosphate synthase
Exons: 3
Coding region: 167-1816 (549 amino acids)
Biological process (GO): inositol biosynthetic process; phospholipid biosynthetic process
Cellular component (GO): cytoplasm
Molecular function (GO): inositol-3-phosphate synthase activity
Source: RefSeq, a predicted model, not a curated record